Molecule: messenger RNA, 2780 nt
Organism: Pelecanus crispus (Dalmatian pelican)
Lineage: Eukaryota; Metazoa; Chordata; Aves; Pelecaniformes; Pelecanidae
Source: RefSeq, a predicted model, not a curated record
GAAGACCUAAAACAAAUGUUGGAAAGCAGUAAAGAUUCUGCAAAGCUGGAUGCUAUGAAAAGGAUUGUUGGGAUGAUUGCAAAGGGAAAAAAUGCUUCUGAACUGUUUCCUGCUGUUGUGAAGAAUGUUGCCAGUAAAAAUAUUGAGAUAAAAAAGCUUGUGUAUGUUUAUCUGAUGCGUUACGCAGAGGAGCAGCAAGAUCUAGCAUUAUUGUCCAUCAGUACUUUCCAGCGUGCUUUAAAAGAUCCUAAUCAGCUAAUUCGUGCAAGUGCUUUAAGAGUUCUAUCCAGUAUCCGUGUCCCAAUUAUUGUUCCUAUUAUGAUGCUUGCUAUUAAGGAAGCCUCUUCUGAUUUGUCUCCUUAUGUGAGGAAGAAUGCAGCCCAUGCAAUCCAAAAACUGUACAGUCUUGAUCCAGAGCAAAAGGAAAUGUUAAUUGAAGUGAUAGAAAAGCUUUUGAAGGAUAGAAGUACGCUGGUAGCUGGGAGCGUUGUGAUGGCAUUUGAGGAAGUGUGUCCAGAUAGAAUAGAUCUGAUUCACAAGAACUACCGAAAGCUCUGUAACUUGUUGGUUGACGUGGAAGAGUGGGGUCAAGUUGUUAUAAUCCACAUGUUAACUCGAUAUGCACGUACACAGUUUGUAAGCCCAUGGAAGGAUGAUGAGGCAGGGGAAGAAUAUAGUGAAAAUAAUUUCUAUGAAUCUGAUGAAGAACAGAAAGAAAAGGAUCGGAAAGUGAAAGCCACCUAUAUUAUGGACCCAGAUCACAGGCUGCUGUUACGAAAUACAAAGCCCUUGCUUCAAAGCCGAAAUGCUGCUGUGGUAAUGGCAGUUGCACAGCUUUACUGGCAUUUGGCACCAAAAUCCGAAGCUGGUAUUGUUUCUAAGUCAUUGGUGCGUUUACUCCGUAGCAAUAGGGAGGUGCAGUAUAUUGUUCUGCAAAAUAUUGCCACUAUGUCAAUUCAGAGAAAGGGUAUGUUUGAACCUUAUCUGAAGAGUUUCUAUGUUAGAUCAACUGAUCCAACAAUGAUCAAAACACUGAAGCUUGAAAUCUUGACAAAUUUAGCAAAUGAAGCCAACAUAUCAACUCUGCUUCGAGAAUUUCAGACUUACGUGAAAAGCCAAGAUAAACAGUUUGCUGCAGCUACAAUUCAGGCUAUAGGCAGAUGUGCAACUAACAUCACCGAAGUGACUGACACAUGCCUUAACGGCCUCGUAUGUUUGCUGUCCAACAGGGAUGAAAUUGUAGUUGCUGAAAGUGUUGUUGUCAUUAAGAAACUGCUGCAAACCCAGCCAGCACACCAUGGUGAAAUUAUUAAGCAUAUGGCCAAACUCCUGGAUAACAUUACAGUUCCGGUAGCCAGAGCCAGCAUUCUCUGGCUCAUUGGCGAGUACUGUGAACGGGUUCCAAAGAUUGCACCUGAUGUUUUGAGAAAGACAGCCAAGAGCUUCACUAACGAAGAUGACCUUGUAAAGUUGCAGAUCUUAAAUUUGGGCGCAAAACUCUACUUAACAAACUCAAAGCAGACAAAAUUGCUUACCCAGUACGUAUUAAAUCUCGGCAAGUAUGAUCAAAGCUACGACAUCAGAGACCGUACAAGAUUUAUUAGGCAGCUUAUUGUUCCGAAUGAGAAGAGUGGAGCUUUAAGCAAAUAUGCCAAAAAAAUAUUCCUGGCACAGAAACCUGCCCCAUUGCUUGAGUCUCCUUUUAAAGAUCGGGAUCAUUUCCAGCUUGGCACCUUGUCUCACACGCUGAACAGCCGAGCCACUGGCUACCUGGAGCUGUCCGACUGGCCAGAGGUGGCGCCUGACCCCUCCGUCCGAAACGUUGAGGUAGCUGAGUCGCCAAAGGAAUGGACUGGAAUUCUAGGUAAGACAAAGAAAGAGAAGCCUGCUGAAAAGUUUUACUCUGAGUCAGAAGAGGAGGAAGAUGAGUCUGCCAGUACCAGUGCAUCAGAGAGUGAGUCUGGCAGUGAAAGUGAGAAGGAAGAUAAGGAGGAAGGCAGCAGUGAUGAGAGUAGUGGCAGUUCCUCUUCCAGUGGAGAAUCAAGUGACAGUGAAUCAGACAACAAAGAAAAUACUGCAAAGAAAACAUCUAGAGCUGCUGAUGAAAGUGAUUCAGAGGACAUUAAAAAGAAAGCAAAGGCGAUCUCCAGAAAGAGGAGCACAUCUAGUUCCUCUGAUACAGAGUCCACUUCAUCAGAAGAAAGUUCUUCAGACUCCAAGUCAGAAUCAGACUCUAAAAGUGACUCUGAGUCUGGAAAAUCUAGAAGUGCUACGUCUAGUAAGAAAGAAGAAAAAACAAUACAAGAUAGAAAAGCUCCAAAUAAACAAGACGUGUUUCUCUUAGAUUUAGAUGAUUUCUGUCCUGUGCCAACUCCUGUGGCAGUUCCUACAGCGGCUGUUUUGUCCCCAAGUUUAACAGCAGACCUAGAGGGAUUAAGUCUGUUGAGUUCAUCAGUCAUUGAUGUCACUACCCAAGUUUCUGUGCCAACAAAAACACAUGAACUGCUUCAUCGAAUGAGUGGAAAAGGAUUAGCAGCUCAUUAUCACUUCUCAAGACAGCCAGGCAUUUUUGGUGAUUGUAUGGUAUCUGUGCAAGUGACAGUAACAAAUACAACUGAUCAGAAGAUAGAGAAUAUUCACAUUGGGGAGAAGAAAUUACCUCCAGGCAUGAGGAUGCAUGAGUUUAAUCCAAUAGAGUGCCUUGAGCCUGCAGGAUCCAUUACCGUUUCAAUGGGUAUUGACUUCUGUGAUUCUACUCAGACUGCCAGUUUCCAGCUAUG